UUCGUAACCCUUAAACUUACGCUUCUUUCACAGACUAAUUCACUGUUCUCAAACUCCAGCAAAACAACCGAACCAUCCUUAAAAUAACACUUCCACUUCUACAAAAAAAAUGGAUUUGAUAACCUGGAAUUUUAAGCUUCCUCCAAUUUCUCCAACUAAUUUGAACCGCCCAAUAUUUAACAGCAACAAGGAGAAGCUAUUCUUUGGAUUUUGCAACUACCCUUUGCAAUUCAAUUAUGUUAGGAACAAACCCUUUUCAAUUUUAGUAACACAUGCAAAAAAGAAGAAGAAUUCACAGCUUGAAUCACCAAUUCUUCAACCAAACGUCAAUAGAGAAGUUACUCAGGUUGAUGAUGAACAAUUAGAAGAAUUAGAAGAAGAAGACCUCUUAAUAACUGACGGUUUUGACCAAGAGGAAUUCCUAGAUGAUGAUGAUGACGAUGAUGGAGGUUACUUUGAAGAUGAGUAUGAUACUGAGAAUGCUGAAGUUUAUGCUGGAGAUGGUGCCGAAGGCGGUGGGAUAUCACUUGCUGGUACAUGGUGGGAUAAAGAAGCAUUAACAAUUGUUGAAAAUGUAACUGAAUCCUUUGAUGGUGACUUGGGAAUAUAUGCCUUCAGAACUCUAGCAAAUGCAAUGAUUCAAGUUCGGAUAGAGAAGCUUUCGACCAAGUAUGGUUCUCCGACCAUGUCUGAUAUUGAAGCAUUCUCAAAAGCCUACAGGACACGGCUAGAUGAAGCAGAACUAUCAAAAACUAUACCCGAGAAUAUAUCAAUAGAGGUGUCUUCCCCUGGUCUUGAGAGAAUCAUUCGUAUUCCACAAGAACUUGACAGGUUCAAAGAGAAGCCUAUGUAUGUUAAAUAUGUCACCGAGGCUGCUGAGUCAUCUUGCGAAAAUGAUGGUGUUUUCAGGCUUAUUUCCUUUGAUUUAGAAACAGAAUGCUGUACUUGGGGGUUAGCUGAUGUGAGGAUUAAUAGAGAAAAGGCAGGAAAAGGGAGACCAAUGAGUAAAAAACAAGGUGAAUGGCGGUUGACGACUCCUUUUGAUUCCAUUCGUUUAGCUCGCGUGUACUCUGAAUUUUGAUAUGGUUAUAUUACAGACGCACGUACAUUCAGUUUUGUUGAUGUAGAAGUUCUGGAGUUAUUUGGGAUCCCCCCAACUUUUAGAAUGUUCAUUGAAUAGAGUAUCAAAUAAAUACUUUGAUAUAGCAAAUCCAUGUAAUAGAACCGUACCGCAUUUGCAAGUUGCAGUUGUAAAUCAUAAAAUGUAAGUUAAGUUUGGGGGUUUAUAAACUUCGAUAUGUACCUUUUAAUAGAUCUUGUAUACAUUUUUUGAUGCAUAUGUAAUUGUAAUAUAUACUCCUAUGUUGUCAAAAAUGUAUUUACCACCACAAAUCAAGGAGUAUUAUUGAGUUCCACUA
Molecule: messenger RNA, 1418 nt
Organism: Spinacia oleracea (spinach)
Lineage: Eukaryota; Viridiplantae; Streptophyta; Magnoliopsida; Caryophyllales; Amaranthaceae
Exons: 5
Coding region: 110-1081 (323 amino acids)
Biological process (GO): ribosomal small subunit biogenesis
Source: RefSeq, a predicted model, not a curated record